AUGUCAGCGGCGGCAGCCGCGCUCGUCGGCUGCGGGGUCGAUGGGGCUGGCCGACCCGCGGCUGCGAGGCUGCUAUCUACCGUGAUCCUGAGUUUCAGCCUGACAGGGGCCCAGUACAUGGACAACCCCGGCUUCCUGCCGAAGGUGGAGGGCCUCGCGCGCCGCUUCGGCGCCGUGCGGCGGACGCGUCCCGACGGGAACUGCUUCUACCGAGCCUACCUCUUCGGCAUCUUCGAGGCGCUGGUGGGCAGCCCGGAGAGGCAGAGGGCGUUCGGCGCGCGGGCGCAGAGGUCCCUGGACUUCUGCUGCAGCGCCGGCUACGAGCGCGUGGCCAUAGAGGACUUCUACGAGGAGUUCUCGACCUGCCUGGCCAGCCUCGCGGCCGCGACCGACGCGCCCGCGGCGCUGGACGCCAUCCUCAAGGAUAGCGACGACUACCUGGUCUGCUGGACACGGUGUCUCACUUCUCGGCGGCGAGCUGACUUUGUGGCCUUCCUGUCGUCGCACUCUUCCAUCAGGGAGUUCUGCGCGCAGGAGGUGGACCCCAUGGCCACUGAGGCCGACCAGCUGCAGAUUGUGGCCCUGUCCACCCACUUCGGAGUGCCCGUCAACGUCGUCUACCUCGACCGGUCGGAGGGCGAAGUGGCGGCGGAGCAUCUCUUCAAGGAGGGCAGCGAGGGCAUGAGGACCCUCGCAGACCGUCCUAUAGCGGUCUUCGGCGCCCCGCCGAGCCGUCGUGGGCCUGUAUCUGUGCAGGUGAGGCGCUUCAUCACAAUGAUCGACGCGUUCUACGAGCGCCACACCAAACUAGUGUGCACUGCAGAUUUGGACCCGAUCAACCUCUUUCAGGUCACAGAAGAUGACAAGAAAACUUCCGUGGCCGACGAAAUCUUUGCGUGGGAUAGGACCGCCAGCCGCCUGAUCGAGAUGCAAUCGACCAAGUAUUUGAGCGAAUUCGGCCGCAAGAUGGAAGGGGAUCAGUUCAUGGGCAUGUUCAACAUGAGUUCUCUCUCUGAUGACGACCUCCAUGAGUUCUGGCGUCGGUACGAUAGGGAUGAUAGUGGCGAUAUAGACCACGACGAGUUGAAGCUGUUCUUGCAGGACGUCAUCGAGGCGACAAAGGGGCACCGGAACGUGGCGCCCGAGGUGUUCGACCUGUGUCUGAGUUCGAUGGACACCGACGGGAACGGAAGCAUCUCGUUCGAAGAGUUUGACAACUACCUCCGGCACCGGGACUUCAAGAAACCCGCUUGGGCCAGUUGA
This is a messenger RNA of Prorocentrum cordatum, 1263 nucleotides long. The record is from the annotation of a GenBank genome assembly. NCBI's taxonomy places the organism in Eukaryota, Dinophyceae, Prorocentrales, Prorocentraceae.